AUGCAUUCAUCGGCUGCUCGCCUAGCUACUUUCUUUUUCGCUCUAGGUGCGGGUGCAGCAACAGUCCCCAAUUCAACAUGGCCGAUACAGACGUACCACAGCACCGACAUCCGCGCAGGCUCCUUUAACACCACAAAGUACGGCGAGACGGAGCCAGGAUACAUAUUCGUCACGCCUUGGGUUGGAGGUCGCAGUGGACAUCCCUCGAUCUACCAGGAUGACGGUCAGCUCAUCUGGCAAGGCCCGGAGGGAAACAUUUACGGUUUUCGACCGCAGACGCUGCAUGAUGAGCCCAUGCUCGUUUACUGGGAAGGUCCUUUCACCAAAGAAGGCUAUGGGUACGGUGCUGUCAAUCUGCUCAACAGUUCCUACCACCCGGCCCACAAAAUCACCCUUUCCGAUGAAUAUUUCAAAACGAUUUACGAGCCGCAGACGUUUCCAUCCUACAUAGACCUGCAUGAGGGAAUCAUUGAGAAUGACAAGGGAUCCCUGCUUGUAGCCGCUGUCAAUGUUACUCAGGCCGACCUUCGGUCUGUGGGUGGGCCUGAGGACGGCUGGGUUUUAGACUCCCUGAUUUACGACAUUGAUAUUGCGACGAACAAGGUGCUAUUUCGCUGGAGUGCGGUAGAACAUAUCGACGAAAUCCCGUUCAAGCUGUCUCAAAGCCCGCUUGACAGAACUGGAACAUCUGAGAAAAAUCCAUGGGACUUUUUCCGCACGUCGUCUACUGUCAGGUACGGGGACGAUUACCUCGUGUCAUGGGGGUUUGGAUGCAGCGUCCUCCAUAUUGCCCGCAACGGAACAGUUGCCUGGAACCUCAGUGGAAUAAACGGCGGUGACUUCAAACUUGGCCCUGAUGCCAAUUUUUGCUAUCAGUAUGGUCUCCGGCUCAACGAGUACCCGGACAAGAACAAGAUCACUAUCACCAUGCACAACAACGCCAACUCAAAAUUCAGCACAAAAACACAGCCAACAGUCGGACUUGUCUUGGACCUUGACCUACAGAAAAUGGAAGCUGUUCGGAGGCGAAGAUUGUGGAAUAAGAAACAUCCAAUCGUCUCUCGAGAUUUGGGAAGCUUUCAGAGUCUGGCUAAUGGACAUAUAUUGAUGAAUCACGGACAAAUCCCGGUGAUUGAGGAAUAUAAUGGAAAUGAUACACUUGUCAUGAGCCUUCGCUAUGGCGAUGAUAUAGUCGACGCUUCUUAUCGCGUGCAUCGAGUUGCCUGGACCGGAACACCAACAACCAAGCCAAGUGUCAAAGCAUGCCGCAGCACCACGAAUAAGGAGGAAUUAACAGUUUAUGUGAGCUGGAAUGGAGUUACAGACGUGGAGUCGUGGAAGGUAUAUGAAGCCUUGGAUGGAGGAGAGCUGAAAGAGAUUAAAGACGAGCCGAGGAGUGGAUUUGAGACGACAGUACAGGCGCAGAGUUCGGGCAACAAAGUUGUAGUUGCUGCAGUUGGCGGACCUAAUGACGGCGUAAAAUCUGAGCCUGUGAUGGCUGGUAGCUGCUAA
Messenger RNA from Arthroderma uncinatum, 1512 nucleotides. RefSeq lists its product as uncharacterized. Bases 1 to 1512 code for a protein of 503 amino acids. The transcript has 2 exons. The record is from RefSeq and is a predicted model, not a curated record. NCBI's taxonomy places the organism in Eukaryota, Fungi, Ascomycota, Eurotiomycetes, Onygenales, Arthrodermataceae.